Yamadazyma jaroonii is the source of this 2496-nucleotide messenger RNA. NCBI's taxonomy places the organism in Eukaryota, Fungi, Ascomycota, Pichiomycetes, Serinales, Debaryomycetaceae. The record is from the annotation of a GenBank genome assembly.
AUGUCAGAAUCGAAUUCAAAUCCAAUGGAUCCUAAUAAUUCACAAAAUGAGAUGCAAAACAAUGGUUUUGCAGCUAAAUGGAGACAGAAUAGAGCAUGUGCUAGAUGUAGGAGAUUAAAGAUGAAAUGUGCUUUCGAAGAUCCGAGCUAUAAAUCAUGUAAAAGAUGUUUUGCCAUCAAUGUGGAAUGUUCUUUCGAUAAUGAUCCAACAGCCAAAUAUGCUAGAAAGAAACAACGAAAAGCCACCACACGAUUUGUUGAAAGUGUAGCCCCCGGUAUUACAUCUGAAGCUGUGACAGGGUCGAGAACUGGUGACCAGAUAUCGCAAUUACAGAACCUCAUCAAAUUGGUACUGACAUCUUUAAGUUCUUUGGAACAUGAUCUAGCAGUUACUUCAAUUGAAAGUGAGGAUGGAAAGAGAUUAAGUUCUUUAAAUACAAAUAUUCAGACAGUUAGUGAAAAAUUGAAUAAGAUUUUGAAUUCUUCCAAUACCACAAAUUUGAAACAGUUCCAAGAUUUCCAUAAAUCUCCAACCAUGGAGAAUUAUCCUUAUAUCCCAUUUAAUUCUAACAUUGCUAAAGAGAUCAUAGAAAAACAUCAAUUAAUAAGUUAUGAAGAAUUUAAAAUCAGACACGAAUUCUUCUUGAAUGAAAUGUUACCAUAUUAUCCUAUAAUAUCCUUAUCGAAAAAUCUUGAAAAUUUCGAUUAUUUAUAUGAAAAUGAUCCUUUAUUAUUGGUAGCCUGCGUUUAUGUUACUUCGAUCAAUGAUAAUGGAUUAUAUUCGACUAUAAAAGAGAACUUUUAUCGUAUAACUAAUGAAUCGUUGAAUCAAAUGUUAAAUUAUUACCUUGAAAGUUUCAUCUCCUAUCAUGUUUAUAUCAAAUCUGAUAAUUUCACAUAUCAAUUGGUUAAUUUAUGUCUCAUAUUGUCACUUUGGUGUUUACCUACAACGACAUCGGGACAUUUCAAAAAUCAAUUGAAUUUAUUAAUCGGAUUUAAUAUAUCUUUAUGUAUAGAUUUGGGGGAUAUCAGUAAGAUAAUUCAAAGUAAAAUCUUGAAUACUGUUCCUGUUUUGCCUGAUGAUUCCGAAGCAAGAAAUCAUUUAAGAGCUUUUCUUAGUGUUUAUGUUUCUUGUGGAUCCUUAGGAUUAUCAUUACCAAGAUUCAAAUUAGUUUCAUGGACAAAAAAUCAUCAUAGUGCUAUAACCUUAUUAAUGAAAGAAGGAGAAAUUGAUGGAGUAAAAUUACCUUCAAGAAAUGAUCGUUAUCUUUGUUAUUUUGCCAGAGUUAUAAGAUUGGGUCAAGAGAUCUUUGAAUAUUUCAGUCCUAGUUUAUUGGAUCCCGGGAUUUCAUCCAAUGGAAGAAAGAGAGAUGCCUUAUUCAAUAAUAUGUUAGAUCCUUCAAAUUCUCCUUUAUCACAUCUAAAAUUUGUUUUGGAUAACUAUGAACAAAGAAUGCACUCAUUAUUAGUCGAAAGUGGAUUCAUGACGUCUUCAGAACCCCAUGAUGGUAAAAAUCAGCCCAAAGAGAAAUACCUUCUUUCUAUCAUUUAUUAUCAAUUACUUAUGAUUAUCUACGACAACAUCGUAAGUAAGUACUUUGUGUUUGAAUCCAAACUUCAAAACCAACCGGGUCAGCAGGUCAAUGAUCUUGAGAAUGUUACUUAUAUUCAAUAUAUCGUCAAGUUAAUCAAAAUUUGUGAAAACCUUUUGAUAUCGUUCAUCACUUUGGGUCAAGAAAGAACAAUUAAUUUACCGACUUUUUUCUUCUAUAGACCAAUGCAUUCAUUGAUCUUAUUGAUCAAAUUAAGAAUUUUGAUAAAUUCUUCAGGAUUAACCAAGAGAACACAAUUAGUUAACCCCGAUGAUUUGUUCAUUGAUGCUGAAUUUUACUUUGAUGCUGUUUCUUCUUUAAUUCAUGAUAGUCAACAAAAAUUCAGUUCAAUAGUUUGUUCAAGAAUGUCAAUUAUCUUGUCUAGAAUUGAAAAAUGGAUGCAAUUAUCCAAUGGAAAGAAAUCACAUAAACCUUCCAAAAGUGAAAAGACUGAAGAUAAUGAAAGUUCGAAUCUUGUAAACUUAAUCGAUACUUCUAAAGAAAUCGAAAAUUUAAGAGCCCCAAAAGAAGUGGAUAUUCAAUCUGCUGACUCAAGUGGUCCUUCAACUGCUCAAAGUGAAGGUAAAGCUCCUCCAGAAGUAAGGAGUAAUAAUGUUCCUAUCCCAACACCAUCCAAUGGUGUGGAGAUGAAAUAUCCAUCGAGACAUUUGUCCCAAAUCACCACAACCCCAUCAAACUUAUAUGCCAAUUCCAUUCAAGAGAUCUUUGAAACCAUUGAUUCUGAUCUUUUGAAUUAUUUGAAUCCUUUAGAGGCCAAUAUUGAACUUGAUUCUACCUUUAACGAAUUGGCAUCUACUGAUUUCAAUCUCGAACCCAUGAAUUUAAAUUCUGGAAUGUUCAAUAAUGGACUCAAGGAUAAUUCUAAUCAAUCCAACCAAUGGUGA